GGGGUCAAAGGUUCUUGUAAUAAUUGUGUUCUCAAAUGUUUUAGAACAUAAUAAUUUUUCUCUAUAUAUAUUACGUAAUUUUAUUAACAAAUUAAAGUCGACAUGGUAAAACUGAUAUACAAAACUAUAUUUGCGGUAAAAUAAUUUACAUUAUUGUAAACAAUAAUGAGCGUUCUAAAGUUCUAUUAUGAUUUAUUUUCACAACCAUCAAGGGCACUAUAUAUUUUUCUAAAAAUUGCCAAUAUACCCUUUGAGGCGAAACCGAUAAAGAUAAUUAAACUUGAGCAUACUACUCCCGAAUUUGAGGCCAUUAAUCCAUUUAAAAAAGUUCCAAUUAUAGAACACAAUGACUUUAAAUUGACAGAAAGCAUUGCAAUUGCAAGAUAUUUGUGUAGAGAAUAUAAAAUACCCCAACAUUGGUAUCCUUUUUCAUCAAGAGAACAAGCCAAAGUUGAUGAGUAUUUAGAAUGGCAACAUUUAAAUACUAGAUUAAAAUGUGCAUCAUAUUUUGCAGUAACGUUUCUUAAUCCUUUACAAACAGGAAAGUCAGCUAAACCUGAACAAAUAGAAAAGUAUAAAGCACAAAUGUUAGGUUGUCUUGAUUUAAUAGAAAAUAUCUGGCUGAAGGAUAAAUUAUUUCUUACAGGCAAUAAGAUUAAUAUAAGUGAUAUAUUUGGUGCUUGUGAAUUAGAGCAAAUACGUUUAACUGGAUAUGAUCUACGUGCAGAAUGGCCUCGUAUUAAUGUUUGGAUGGAAAGAGUACAACAGGAAACUAGACCUUAUUAUGAUGAAGCUCACAAACUAUUGAAUAAAUUUAUAAAGCAGCAGGACCAAGCAGCCAGUAGAAAAAUUAUUCUUGUAUCUUCUUGUAUAAAUGGUCAUAUCAAAUUCUGGGAUCUUGAAUCUAAGGAACUUAUUAAAAAGGAUCAUGGAAAAUUACUCAGUACAAGUCAAAGUUAUUGCUAUACUGUCAUAAAGAAUACAUUAAUUGUCCAAGGAUGUGUUCCCAGGACAUUGUAUGAACUUCCUGUUGAUGAAAUUGUUGCUGGUGCUGCAGAUGGUAAUAAGAUAUCCUUUUAUACAAAGAAAGGACAUUUCAUUAAUGUACAGUUGGCAGAAGGUGAAGAAGUAUUUAUCACAGAAUUUGUAAAACCACCAAAACUAUAUAUCCGUGAUUAUUAUAUGUUUACUAAUAUAGCAGUAUGUAUUACAGAACAUGGACACUUAGGUUUUUCUAUUCAUGGUGGAAAGUGGAAAUUUCAUAAUAUACUUCCCAUAUUUCAUGGAACACCCACUGCUGUCUUAGUUUAUGCACACCUUCUCGUAUUAGGUUUAAACUCAGGUCAUGUUUGUAUAUAUUGUGUGGAAAAUUGGAAUAUAUUAGAUUUGAAUUCUACUUUGGCAAGACUAAUAAUAUUAGAUACAGAACCGAUUAUAUCAUUAAACAUAAGUGCACAUUUUAAAGAACGUAUAAUUGCAGCAAGCAUCAAAAGAGUACACUUUAUUCAUUUUACGUAACUUGU
Vespa crabro (European hornet) is the source of this 1523-nucleotide messenger RNA. Its product is annotated as glutathione S-transferase theta-3-like. The transcript is spliced from 10 exons. The coding region runs from base 166 to 1518 and encodes 450 amino acids. Lineage: Eukaryota; Metazoa; Arthropoda; Insecta; Hymenoptera; Vespidae. The record is from RefSeq and is a predicted model, not a curated record. Gene Ontology annotation, molecular function: protein binding; glutathione transferase activity. Gene Ontology annotation, biological process: glutathione metabolic process. Gene Ontology annotation, cellular component: cytoplasm.